AUGGCUAUGCGGCUCCAAAAGGAGAAUAACGAGACCGGCGAGAGCUCGUCAACCGACCGCUCUAUCGUCGAGGCGGAGGACGGUGCUCCACUAUCCAUCGCACCGUCAAUGGAUCCAGUCAAGACGGCAAUGAUCCGCCAGUUCGACCGUGGCGAUGUCACCCCCUUCUUCUUCGCUAUACCUCAUGGUAAUGUCGAGGCUGUGUCGGAACUGGCCAACUGCGUAGAGCGUAUGCUGCAACGUGAACGUACGGACGUGUUCGAGCCCCCACCGGGUAAAACAGCUUUGCUUAUCCUGGAUGACCUGCACCUCGCCACACCGACCGAAGAAUGCAGUUUAAAACAGGUUUACCCGUCGGCGUAUGCGUAUCUCCGGUCCGUACAAGAGCAUCGAAGAGUGUAUCGAGGCUCGAAUUGCGCCCCGAUAUCUUUCUUCCCGGUGUUAGCACCGUCUUGUGAGCUGGAAGAACUGCACAAUAUCUUCGACCAGACCUUGCAGAGUCACUGGAGUGCGUCGAAAACCUCUGGAACUUUAUCUCCUGCGAUACGAUAUGCGAUUCCAAUGAUCGUCGCAGCGACGACUGUACUGUGGGAUCGACUACGACGUGCGUACAAAUUUUGUUUACAGGAUCUAGCUCGUGUGUACGAAGGUCUCGCUGUGGCGACACCUUCUGUACUCUCCGACGUGGAGACGUUGCUACGAUUGUGGACGCACGAGAUCUGUCGAGCUCUACGAGAACCGUCCAUGGGUCUCUGUGCGUCCAAUCAAGACGCGGAAGCUGCUGCAGAAAUUGUACGCAUGCGCUCCAUCGUGUCCCAAGUGACGCAACGACGCGCUAGCGUGCGUGCAAUGAGUCCAGAAAAUGACGAAAACGCGAGUCCUGCGACUAUCUUGGCGCUAUUUUCUGCUCGAAUGUCUGCUCCAAGCGGCAAAAGACUUUCUCGCCCUAGCUUACAGUUCAAUUCUCUCCAGGAACAGCAACAUCGAGCUGUUAUGAUGGGCGGACUAUGGGCAUUCUGGAUGUACGCCGAGUUGAGCUUUGAGGACGACGCCCAAGCUGUGUCCACUGCAACAGUGCAGGCCUAUCUGCGAGAUCUGCGGACGUUCAGCUCGACGCUGCGUCCGAACAAGACAGCGGCGUUGGCUAGAGAUGUCCCUGGCGUUCCUUUUAAAUUGGUAAGUAAUUUAUUUUACUUUUGUGAAAAUCAUUCUAACAAUGUAAGCUUGUAG
This is a messenger RNA of Phytophthora infestans T30-4, 1230 nucleotides long. RefSeq lists its product as uncharacterized. The transcript has 4 exons. Bases 1 to 1230 code for a protein of 409 amino acids. The record is from RefSeq and is a predicted model, not a curated record. NCBI's taxonomy places the organism in Eukaryota, Oomycota, Peronosporomycetes, Peronosporales, Peronosporaceae.